This is a messenger RNA of Cyprinus carpio (common carp), 1710 nucleotides long. RefSeq lists its product as uncharacterized. Gene Ontology annotation, molecular function: transmembrane signaling receptor activity. Gene Ontology annotation, biological process: cell surface receptor signaling pathway. The record is from RefSeq and is a predicted model, not a curated record. NCBI's taxonomy places the organism in Eukaryota, Metazoa, Chordata, Actinopteri, Cypriniformes, Cyprinidae.
UCAAAUAGAUGCAAAUAGUUAAUGAACUAUGUCAUGAUGUAUGUUCUUGAGUGUUGACUGGUUUAGCUUCUAAACUGUUGCACUGACAUUUGUAUUAUUGAGUGGAAAACUGUCAGAGUUUGCAGCUUUCUGGUCAUGUUGAAAAGGAUUUUCAUUGAGCAACUUAGUUCAUUCAGUAGCAACAGAUUACCUAGAACAACAAACAUCUGCAAAUCAAGUAUUUGUUUGAAGGUGGUUCAGUGUUAAGUGUAAUUUUACCUCUGUUGCUCCUAGACAUCACACCACGACCAACCAUUAAAAAACAUGAGUGGUUUGAGUUAUUCUACACUGAAGAGAAAGUCCAGCUUGAUUGUAACAUGCCAGAAGUACGUUGGGAAUACCGAUGGUAUAAAGACACAAGUUCUGAUCACAAGAAUCUGAUCACAGAUUCAGAAUUCACCAUCGACGCAGUAUCUCUGACUGAUGCUGGAAACUAUCACUGCAAAGCAAAGAGAGGAGACUUCUCAGUGGACAGUGAGACUCUGCGAGUGCGAGUUCAAGCUCGUCCACCUGCAUUUCUGAGAAUGGAGACUGAACUGAGCGACAUCAUGACUGGGGAUGUGACUCUGAGGUGUAACGUCUCAGACGGCAGACAGUGGAACUACACCUGGUUCAUGAAUGAACAGGAGCUCAAUGGAUCCUCAGAUGUACUCAAAGUGACAGGAAAUGAAGAAACAAUCGAAAGUGAAUUCAAGUGCAAGGGAAUAAACACAGAGAGACCACUGUACUCCGAUCUAAGUGAUGGCUUCAUAGCGAAUAAUAUUAUUUUUAAAAGAAAGAUACUGCUGGCCAUCUCAGGAAGUCUCGUCUGUUGUAUUGUAAUCCUGAUCAUUGGAUGCAUCGUUCUAAAAAUCACCCGUAAACCAGAGGUAAAAGAAACAGCACCAGAGGAUUUGUUUUUCUCAAUGACAGACUCCAAGAACAAAACUAUUUCACCCAUGAAGGAGUACAUGGACAACAGAUCAACAGAGCUGGAGGAAUGUCAGGAAAAAGCAGAACUGAUCGCUGACCGUGUUUCAGCUGUUCAUGAGGAUGGUGUGAUUAAAGAUGAAGACACACCAGCAUCAGAAGCCAAUGGCCUGACAUCAUUCAAAGGACUCUGUGAAUAAUUUCGCCAGCAAUCAACAUGCACUGAGGCACAGCUUAAUGACAUAUGCUCAUUUUAAAACGACUGCAUUAGUACUUUGUCUAGCAGGAGCUGCACUUUUGUACACUUUUAUAAGCUGAAAACCAGCUUGUUUGCAAAUUUAAAACAAAAACAAACAACAAAAUGUAGAACUGCAGUAUUGUAGAGACCUACUGUUGUAAAUGAAGACAGUGAUUUUAUGGGGAGAUGAAUAACAGACGGUAAGAAAUAACAAUGUUCAGAAGUAAUAAUAAUAAGUUAUUUCUGUACAUAUCUGUACAUAACCAUAAUAUCUGUUUCAUAAUGCACAUAUUACAACACAACAAUACAGAGAGCAAAAAAGAAAAAAAGAAAAUAAAUGUUGAUUAUAAUACAUUCACUGGAUUAUUUUACAACAGUAAUUUAUUUCCAUAUUGAAAAAAAAAGCUUUUAUUUUUGUCCUCUGUAUGAUUUCCAUAUGCUUACAUUUUAUUUAUUUUAUUUUUUUUUUGAAGGUAUUUUGUUAAAACUAUUGUUUUUCUUUCUAUUAAGAUUAAGUGUUAUGG